This is a messenger RNA of Paramecium sonneborni, 276 nucleotides long. NCBI's taxonomy places the organism in Eukaryota, Ciliophora, Oligohymenophorea, Peniculida, Parameciidae. The record is from the annotation of a GenBank genome assembly.
AUGAGUGAUAUAGCUUUUUUAAAAAGAAAAUUUGAAAGUUUGAGUAUAGUAGAUGAAGAAGCACCAAAAAUUUCCAAAAAGAAUUUUAUCUAAGAUGGUGAAUUGUAUAUUUUGGGCUAAAAAAUCUCCUCCAUCAAUCUGGUUGCACCUCUUUAAAAUAUUAUUAAUAAGCCAGAUAUUAUUUCAACUUGUUUGACAUUGAUAGCAAAAGAUAAAUAUAAUCCUUUUCUAUAUAUUGAUAGGCCAAUAAAAAAAGCCAAUGAUGAGUAAUUAUGA